This is a messenger RNA of Fundulus heteroclitus (mummichog), 1066 nucleotides long. It is a transcript of the gene igfbp6b, whose product is annotated as insulin-like growth factor binding protein 6b. Lineage: Eukaryota; Metazoa; Chordata; Actinopteri; Cyprinodontiformes; Fundulidae. The transcript is spliced from 4 exons. Bases 76 to 681 code for a protein of 201 amino acids. Gene Ontology annotation, cellular component: extracellular region. The record is from RefSeq and is a predicted model, not a curated record. Gene Ontology annotation, biological process: regulation of insulin-like growth factor receptor signaling pathway. Gene Ontology annotation, molecular function: insulin-like growth factor I binding; fibronectin binding; insulin-like growth factor II binding.
AUAGCAUCGGCCACAUUCAACUGACAGAGGGGGGGGGGUGUGACGGUGUGCAAAAACCUGAGACCUGGACACAAGAUGCCUCUCCUUUCUAACCUGACGGCCGUUGUGUUGCUGCUGAUUGUCCACUGCGGAUCGUGGGCCGGGGGAAGCCGCUGGGGCCCCUUCAAGGUCUGUCCCUCCUGCAGGGACCCGCUGGGGGCAGGCCGGCCCCCGAGGGACCACAACGUUGCCGGCAGCACCACGGCCUUGGCCCAGGGGGAGCCGUGCGGCGUGUACACCCUGAGCUGUGCCAAGGGCCUCCGCUGUGUCCCCCCGCCCCGGGAGCACAGCCCCCUGCAGGCUCUGUUGCAGGGACGAGGCGUUUGCGCCAAGCACAUCAGAACCAGUCCCACCGAGAGGCCCCACCCCACAGGUCCACAUCCCUCACACAUCGGUGACCUUGAAAAAGCGCCCUGUCGCAAGCUGCUCAACAGCGUCCUGAGGGGCCUGGAGCUGACCGUCUUCCAGUCCGACCGCGACAUCUACAUCCCCAACUGUGACACCCGGGGCUUCUACAGGAAAAAGCAGUGCCGCUCCUCCAAGGGCAUGCAGCGCGGCCACUGCUGGUGCGUGGAUGAGCUGGGCACGCCCGUGCCUUCACGUGCCAGAGAGGACGACGCUUUACCCUGCGACGGCGAGUGAGGGAUGAGUCUGCCCUUCUGCUCUGAGCCUGGAGAAGGAGGAGGAGGAUGAGGAGGAGGAGGAUGAGGAGGAGCUGGAGCACAGGGAGGAGAGGGCGGGUGGCUUUAGCAUGUGCUAGACACUGCCUGGACAGGAGGUAACAGGGAUAAACCACUCCCUAUGGGGGAAACACAAACACAUUCAUGUCCUCUCUCCCUCUCUCGCAGCGAGACACUCACUUUUACGGUCCAGCAUCAGCACCAGUAACAUCUGCCUGAAUGUCAAACAGCUGCAGCAGCGUCCUCUGCCUCGCUCCGGUGACACGCUGCAUGCUCAUAUUAAACGCUCCGUGAACUGCCUCAGCGACCCAAGCCGCCCGCGUUGCUCUGAUUUAAAAAAAAAAAAA